AUGAAUUUCCACGGAACGAGUUAUCAAAAAGAAAAAUGGCAGCCUCCAUGAGAGAAGUCAAGGAACCGGUCAUAGAAAAACAAGAAGAGAAGGCCAAUAAACUACCAGUAAACAACAGAAAUGAUCCUGAUAUUAAAUUAAUUAGACCUUGUAUUAGUUACUGGAAAGACUUUACAUCCUGUUGCUCAUCAUCAUCACGUAUUAGACAAGUGUAUGUCAAUGGUGAAAUGACUGACUGCAUCCCUUUGAGGAAUAUUUCAGAUAAAUGUUAUAUAAUGGAGAAGGGGGAAGAUGGUGCAAUUGAUGCCAUGAAUGAACUGAUAGAAUAUGAGAAGCAGAGACAGGCAGAGAGAGUGAAAAUGAAGACUGAGAAUGAUAUAUGGGAGUAUCGAACCUCAGCACCAGAAAACUGGUCCCAACCCCUCCCAGAAUUUAUGGAAGCCAGAAAAGACACUUACCUCAAUAAAAUACAAGACAAAUGGGAAAAUGAUGAACUGAGAAUAACAGUUAGAGAUUUUCUUACGCGAGAUCAAACAUGCUCUAUAUUAUAAAUGAAUUGUGAAUAUUCAUGAA
Molecule: messenger RNA, 573 nt
Organism: Saccostrea cuccullata (small rock oyster)
Lineage: Eukaryota; Metazoa; Mollusca; Bivalvia; Ostreida; Ostreidae
Product: UPF0545 protein C22orf39 homolog
Exons: 4
Coding region: 36-551 (171 amino acids)
Source: RefSeq, a predicted model, not a curated record